AUGGUUAAAUCUCAAAGACCUGUCUUUGUUGUUGUGAUGUAUGGAGGUCAGUGGCAAUAUGAUGUUGAUGCAAAAGAAUAUAAAUACAUGACCGAAGAAUGUGGGUCGGUACUUCGUGUGGAACCGGAUUGCACACUCGACCAACUAGUAAGUUCCCUAUACAGCAAGUUCAACGUUAGUACGGCGGAGAAGUCAGUUGUGCUGAAGUACAAGUAUAAGCACUCGGUUCCAUCUGCACUUCCAUUAGAGAUACGUAAUGAUACAGAUGUUGAGUGCUUUCUAUUGGAAUGCUCUCGGAUAGAGUCCAGAAUCCCAUUGUGUGUUGAUUUUGUGGACAUAUUACUACCGCGGACAGAACCUAAGGAAGUGGUGGCGGAGAAUUCUCCCCUGACACGCUUGGGCAUCGAUAGUUCGACAUCGUUGAAAGACGAGGUUAAUCGCGAUGAUGCUUUGGAUGGAAAUGGUUAUGAAGAUGUUAAACGGGAUGAUGCUGGAAAUGGUUAUGAAGAUGUUAAACGGGAUGAUGCUGGACAUGGUUUUGAAGAUGCAUUUAAUGCUAAUGAUGCUGAAAAUUUGUACAUUAUCAAUGUAGACUCACAGGAUUGUGCUGAGCAGCCUACUUUUCUCUCAUCUUCGAGAUUAUCAAGGGUUAGUGCGGGAACAUCGUCGGCUGCGUCAGAUGUUGAGUUGAACGAAAUUUUUUCGUCAAAAUCAGAAUUGCAUGAACGGAUGAGUUUGUUGGCUUUGAAGAAUAAUUACGAAUACAGAGUGGUCAAGUCAACUAAGAAGGUAGUUUACAUGAAAUGUAAGCACGGUGAUUGUAAAUGGCGGUUGAGGGCAGCCACGCUUGGCACUUCUUUUGGUUGGACAGUUAGGAAAUAUGUAAAUACUCAUUCAUGUUCAUAUUCAAUAAUGCGCCGCGAUCAUUGUCAGGCGAAGAGCGGAAUAAUUGGUUCUUAUAUAAAAAGCAGUUUCGAGGAUGUUAAGCGUAUUUAUAAGCCUAAGAACAUUGUCCACGAUAUUCGCAAGGACUUUGGGGUCAACAUAAGUUAUGAAAAGGCAUGGAGAUCGCGGGAAAAGGCUCUGGACAUGAUCAUGGGGGGUGCGGAGGAAUCAUUCCAGUUGCUUCCAUCUUAUCUGUACAUGUUGAAGUUGAAUAACCCCGGGACUAUUGCAGAAUUCGAGAGUGACAGUGGGAACAAAUUCAAGUACCUUUUUAUGGCCAUUGGUGCAUGCCUUGCCAGAUUUCGUAGCAAGAUGCGGCCUGUCAUUGCAGUGGACGCUUGUUUCCUUAAGGGCAAGUAUCUUGGUAGUUUGUUUGUUGCCACGUGCAAAGACGGUAACAAUCAUGUUUAUCCUAUAGCAUGGGGAGUCGGAGAUUCUGAGAAUGAUGCCUCAUGGGAAUGGUUCUUCAAUAAAUUACGUUCUGCCCUUGGUGAUGAUACACCUGAUUUGGUAUUUGUGUCUGACCAGCACAAGAGCAUCCAUAAGGCGGUCACGACUGUGUUUCCUAACUCAUUGCACGUUUCAUGUAUAUAUCAUAUUGGCCAAAACAUAAAGGCUAAAUUCAAAAAGGAAAAUGUGCAUGCUCUGUUCUACAAGGCUGCGAAGGCAUAUCGACAAUCAGAAUUUAAUGAAUACUUUAUUGAGCUCGAGCGAUAUGCUCCAGCCAUCGGUGCCUAUCUUAGAGAGGCUGGUUUCAGUCGUUGGGCACGUGCAUAUUCGGAUGGCAAGGGGUUUGAUAUAAUGACCACAAACAUUGCGGAAUGCCUUAAUGCAGCUCUGGCGGAUGCGCGUAAAUUGCCGAUUCAAUGUUUGAUGGAGUAUAUCAGGAAUAUGCUGCAACAAUGGUUUUAUGAGAGACGGGGUGAUGUUAGUAAAAUGGGUGGAUAUAUAAUAGCUUGGGCUGAGGGAGAAAUAGGCAAAAGAUUGGCAUUAUCUCGGAAUUGGCGUCCAGAGCCGAUUGAUAUGUAUAGAUUCAAUGUUCAUGAUGGUCACUUUGGGGGUAUUGUCGACUUGAAAGCGAGAACUUGCACUUGUAGAGUGUUUGAUUUUGACAAAUUGCCAUGUGGUCAUGCCCUGGCUGCUGCACGUUCACGCAAUAUUCACCCAUAUAGUUUGUGCUCCUCAUACUACCAAACAGAAGCUCUGUUAUAUGCCUAUGCCGAUCAAAUAAUGCCUGUGGGCAGCCAAGCCAACUGGACCGUGCCGGCGGAAAUUGCGUCUAUUAAAUUGCUACCGCCGACAAAUAGACGCAAACGUGGAAGACGUCAGAUUUGUCGAAUUCCCUCAGCCGGUGAAGAGAAGAGGAGGGUAAAAUGCAGUCGUUGUGGUUUAAUUGGUCACAAUCGCCAAACUUGCUCUAAUCUAAUAACUUUGCUGUCAUAA
This is a messenger RNA of Diospyros lotus (date-plum), 2388 nucleotides long. RefSeq lists its product as uncharacterized. NCBI's taxonomy places the organism in Eukaryota, Viridiplantae, Streptophyta, Magnoliopsida, Ericales, Ebenaceae. The coding region runs from base 1 to 2388 and encodes 795 amino acids. Gene Ontology annotation, molecular function: zinc ion binding. The record is from RefSeq and is a predicted model, not a curated record. The transcript has a single exon.